AUGUCCUAUGACAGAAAACAGAACUCAGAAUUAUGGGAUAGUGUCAACGAAUCAUCUCUUAUAAGGGUAUUUGGGCCAGUUGGCGCCGUAGAACAAUCUACGGAGAGAGAUACAGACAAAGAUACCGACAACGAUACAGAUGAAGAAGCCAAAUUUCAGACGAAAACCACCUCCAACCAUAUAACAGUUACAACUUCAACUCAAGAUUGGGGCUCUUUGAAUGAUUCGGAGUUGAUCAGUUUCAUAAACAAAAUAUCGCAAAGUCAUGCACAAUCCAACACGACAGUUAAUGACACAAACGUUAUUGAUCAGGCUUCCGAGAGAAACGUUGACGUUUCCUCAAACCCAGAAGGAGCUAAAGAGGUCCCUACUUUGGUUUCUUCACCAGUUUUAUUUGCACAAGAAACAGUGCUAGAAGAUAUUGAACCGUUGGAUAGCGAUGGGAUGGAUAAGAUGGAAAAAGAUCUGGAAGAUGCCGACAAAUAUGCAUUUGACGACCACUCAAGUUACUUCAAAAUGAAAAAUAUCAAGCAGCAGGAACAAGGUGAAGCUUUAUCCAAAAUCUUAAAAAGAGGGGAUCCUAGUAGGUAUCCGCCGAUAUUUUCAAAUUGCAGAAUACACGUGAACGGUAGGACAGAUCCAGACAUUCUACAGUUGAGGAAAUACAUUGUUUUGUAUGGUGGGACGUAUGUUCAUUUUCUAAGCAAUAAAUCUGCUGCUACACAUAUAGUUGCUGAAUCCUUACCCCCAAGAAAAAGGAUUCAGUUUGGAAAUUGUAAAGUUGUUACUCCUAAAUGGAUCAUGGAUAGUAUCGAGAGUAAAACACUAUUGAAUUGGGCAGAUUACAGGCUUGAACAAUUAAGAGAGCAUGGUCAGACUUUGAUCAUCUUCAACAAACAAAAGGACAUAAUAAGGGAGAGGUCAUCAAUCAACCAAAAUGAUGCUUUAGAUGUCGGAGUAGAACAGAAAGAUGUAUUUAUGGAAAGCGACGAUCAUUUGUCUCAAGAGCUGCAACGUGCUGGAGUUACAGCCCGGGACCCUAAUUUCCUUCCUAUUUUUUUCUCAAAGUCUCGUUUACACCAUUUGAGUACUUGGAAGUCAGAAUUACGUUCGGGUUUCAUAGAUAAGGCUAUAUCUGUAUUGAAGUCUCGGAAUAUCAAACCUAAUAAGAACCCCAAAGUGAUUCUACAUGUCGACUUUGAUUGCUUCUUUGCCACUGUAUCGGCACAAAUGCAGAAACCUCCCUUAGACAUUACUAAAGUUCCAUGCUGUGUGACUCAUGGUGGUAAUUCUGCUGAUAUAGCAUCCUGCAACUACGUUGCCAGAAAGUUUGGGGUUAGAAAUGGAAUGUGGAUUUCAAAAGCUAGAUCGUUGUGUCCUGAGUUAAUUUGCAUGCCUUAUUAUUUUGAGGAAUAUGAAAGAAUAUCUCAGUUGUUUUACCAAAAGUUGUUAAGUUUCAAUGUCGACUCUAUUUUGCCCGUGAGUAUAGAUGAAGCAUUGGUUGAUAUAUCCACACUAUCUAAAGACAAGGAAGUGGAAGAGAUCAUUUUGCACAUCAAAGAGGAGUUAGAUCAAAUAACAAAAUGCUCGGUGAGUUGUGGAGCGGGCAGGAACGUUCUAAUUGCAAAACUUGCAUUACGAGAAGCUAAGCCUAACGGGGUAUAUUACCAAGGUGACGACGACUCACUUACCGAAUUUUUGGAUAAAGUUGAUGUCAUGAAUUUGCCAGGGUUUGGGACACAGUUACGUCGAAAAUUGGAAACCUUGAUCAAAAAACCACAUAUAACACUAGCAGACUUGAGAAUGGUUGAACAGUCCAAGUUGGUAUCUUUGUUUGGUGCAAAAAUGGGAGAGAAGUUAUACAAAUUCUCAAGAGGAAAAGAUGAAACAUCUAUUGAUGUGUUGUCCGAACCUGAAAAAUAUAUGAGAAAGACCGUCAACAUUGAUGUUAAUUGGGGGAUUCGAUUUGAAACAAACGACCAGGUCGAAAACUUUUUGCAAAGACUAGCAGCCGAGUUGAGCCGCCGGUUAGUGGAUAUUGAUAUGGCUGGAUCUACGGUUUCUCUUAAAUUAGCCAUACGCCAUCCAGAUGCUCCUGUCGAGCCGGCUAAAUAUCUAGGAAUGGGCCUUUGCACCUUUCAAUCAAGAUCUUCCAGACUAGGAGUUGCAACGAGGGAUUCCGGCAAAUUGGGGAGUGAGCUUAAAUAUAUGUGGAGGUUUAUGAAUAUCAAUCCUCUGGAUUUGAGAGGGGUAGGGGUAUCUAUGAGCAAAUUGGUAAAAUAUGAUCCUGGGAAUCGCAGUGUCAGUAAUCAAAUGAAGCUUGAUUUUAAGCUUAAGGACAACAAAACAUUUGAUUCAGUAAAUCAGCACAUUGCCGAUUCAAGGCUAAAACCACCUGUAACGUCUUCUAAAAAGCUCGCUAUGGGUUUGCCAGACUCUCCUAAGAGAGCAUCGACGUCUCCACAGAAUGCAAGACCAUCACCUCUUCCUGAUAUUAAAGCAGAAGAUAUUGAUUGGGAUAUUUUUGAAGAGCUACCACAUGAUCUUCAGGAUGAAAUCAAGGGCGAACUAAGAAGGCGUAAUCUGAUAUCUUCUCCAAGAAGGAAGAAAGGCAAUCAGUCAAAAAAUGAUAUUGCCUAUUUGGUCUCUCCUAAAAGAAAGUUUCCUAGAAAAGAAACAAAUACAUUAUUGAUAUCACCGGAUAAAAUAUCAGAAGAAAAGCAAAAAGAAUUAAUAUUUCAAGGGAUACCAGUAUCGGAGGAAACGCUUAUAUAUGAAAAGAUCUAUUUGUGGAUAUCUAUUACAAUUGAAAACCAAUUACCCAUAAAUGACGCCGAUCUUGAGCUAUUUUAUGAUUUCAUGUUAAAGCUAAUAUCAACUGACGAUAUGUUGCGGUUCAUUAGGAUUCUGGGAAAGAUAGAGUAUUAUAUACAAGCACAUAGUUACAAACCCGGUUACGAGAAAUGGGCGGCAGAAAUUUCAAAGCUUAAGUCUAUCUUGGAAAAUCAAUCAUUUACAGAGUUUGAAUUCAAGUUCUAA
Molecule: messenger RNA, 3039 nt
Organism: Pichia kudriavzevii
Lineage: Eukaryota; Fungi; Ascomycota; Pichiomycetes; Pichiales; Pichiaceae
Exons: 1
Coding region: 1-3039 (1012 amino acids)
Biological process (GO): error-prone translesion synthesis; error-free translesion synthesis
Cellular component (GO): nucleus
Molecular function (GO): damaged DNA binding; deoxycytidyl transferase activity; DNA-directed DNA polymerase activity
Source: RefSeq, a predicted model, not a curated record